GUGUCAUUGAGAAACAUGGCGGCCUCCACGGCAGCUGCAGGCGCUGCUGCCUCCGACUCACAAGGUCCAGCUUCUCCUGUUCCGAGCAUGGACGGACCGACCGUUCAGUACAGUUCGGUUCUGGAGCAUCUUAUCGGGGACAAGAGGACCGUUAAGGAGCUGAACCCCGCCGUUAUGGGCGGACUGCCGGUGCCUCCGAAAAGCGACGAGCAGAAGAUGAUCGAGAGAGGAAUGGAGAGCUGCGCCUUCAAGUCUCUGCUGGCCUGUGUGGGAGGCUUUGUCCUCGGAGGAGCUUUUGGUGUUUUCACUGCUGGCAUCGAUACCAAUGUUGGCUUCGACCCUAAAGAUCCUCUGAGAACUCCGACAGCACGAGAAGUCCUUAAAGACAUGGGCCAGAGGGGGAUGUCCUACGCCAAGAACUUUGCCAUUGUGGGCGCCAUGUUCUCCUGCACAGAGUGCAUCAUAGAAUCACACAGAGGUGUUUCUGACUGGAAGAACGCCGUGUACAGCGGCUGUGUGACUGGUGGAGCCAUCGGGUUUCGAGCUGGACUGAAGGCUGGAGUCCUGGGAUGUGGAGGCUUUGCUGCUUUUUCUGCAGCAAUUGAAUAUUAUUUACGGUGAACCACUAAGAAGUGAUUCUGUGGACAAGAACUUAUUUGCUGCACAUGUGGACAAAAGAAUGAGGAGCCACAGUGUGAGAAAGUCACUUCUGUGAAUAUUGACCUGCACAUGGAGGAUUGCUGUGAAAACAGACGGGAGUGUAAAGUGACACCACAGUGGACUGUCUGUAUUUUACAGUGUACUUUAGUUGGAGCAGAACAAAGCAGCCUCUUGUGGAGAAUCUCCAGAAACAGAGCAGAGUGGGUCCACUUCUAUAUCAGAGAUACAUUAAUGAUGGGAAAAUGUGAACUGAAAUCACCUUCUGAGUCAGGACCAUGUCAACUUAGACUGAGAUAAACAGUUCUGGUUGCAGAGCACUGCUGUGACGUGUCAGUGUUAUUUAUAUUAAAGAUGUUUUUGUUAACUGGUUCAUUCAGAACUUUUUUUGAUGUAGUUAACAAAAGUCUAUAAUCAGAGAAUUUGGCUUCAUUUUCGUUUCACUCAAUGUCAAUCUCAUCUGAAUUUGCAGCCGCUCUCAACCUUAAAGCUUCAUUGUUUUCCUUGUUGAGCCGUCAGACCUGCCACUUCUCUGUUGUGAUGCGUUCAUAUUUUUUUAGUGUAGUAUUUUUUAUUUGUAUUUUUUAAGUAGCUGCUGCUGUUUGUAGAGUCAUCAGGUCCAUCUAUGAUCUGUUCCCCAAGGAAGAACUUAGUUGACACACAGCAGAGAUUCACAACAACGUCAGCUCAGACAGAGGUGUUUGUUAAAACAGAACAUCUGGAUUAUUUUUUUAUCCAGUUAGUCAUACAACUGAGAGUGUCCUUUCAGGAGCUGUAGUAAAGACCAGACCACAAUUCACAAAAUAUUUUACCACUUGGUUUAAUCUAUGAUUUAAAUUUCAUUGAAGCUGUUGGUUUUUAAGCCUCAAUAAAUAAUAUGCCAUGA
Molecule: messenger RNA, 1543 nt
Organism: Amphiprion ocellaris (clown anemonefish)
Lineage: Eukaryota; Metazoa; Chordata; Actinopteri; Pomacentridae
Gene: timm22
Product: translocase of inner mitochondrial membrane 22 homolog (yeast)
Exons: 4
Coding region: 16-621 (201 amino acids)
Biological process (GO): protein insertion into mitochondrial inner membrane
Cellular component (GO): TIM22 mitochondrial import inner membrane insertion complex
Molecular function (GO): transmembrane protein transporter activity
Source: RefSeq, a predicted model, not a curated record